GGUACGAUCAUCACGUAGGCAGUGCGUCUGUGGAGAUUUAAAUUUGAAGAAAAAUUAUAACGUGCUCUUCAUCGAACGUUAAGGUAGCAUAUUCGAGCUGAUCCACCUGAGCAUCAGAAGAAUCACACUUUGGAAGAUUAGAGACCUUCAAGAAUGGAGCAUCUUCUGCACACUUUCCAGGGUGCCAUCGAGGGGAUGACAUGGGAGCAGAUCAGCAGCACCCUUAUGGAGGUUAUUGCAGACUGCUCUCCUCCUCCUACUCCUCCUUGCCCACUGGAACCUGCUCAACUGGACUCAUACAAACUGAGACCUUCGAGAAUGGAGCAGCUUCUGCACACUUUCCAGGGUGCCAUCGAGGGGAUGACAUGGGAGCAGAUCAGCAGCACCCUUAUGGAGGUUAUUGCAGACUGCUCUCCUCCUCCUACUCCUCCUUGCCCCCUGGAACCUGCUCAACUGGACUCAUACAACCUGAGACCUUUAACAAUGGAGCAGCUUGUGAACACAUUCCAGGGUGCCAUCGAGGGGAUGACAUGGGAGGAGAUCAGCAGCACCCUUAUGGAGGUUAUUGCAGACUGCUCACCUCCUCCUACUCCUCCUUGCACCCUGGAACCUGCUCAACUGGACUCGUACAACCAAAUGUCCACCACAGCCGCCAAUACGCUGCACCCAGGCAUCAACCUGUCGUUACAAAAUCUCUAUCCCAUCAGAACGAUAAAGGUGGUCUAUCAGAUCUUGCCAGCCCCUCGAGUCACAGCACCUGCACCAAAACCCUCCAAGGCAAAAAGGAGGAAGAGGCAUGAAAAAGAGGACCACAUUAAGAAACCGCCCAAUGCCUUCAUGAUGUUCUUGAAAGAGAACAGGCAAAGCGUGGCGGCGGCCAUGAACGUCAAAAGGAGCACCGAAGUCAACACCAUCCUAGGCCAGAUAUGGAGAUCAAUGACAAUGGAUGAACAGAAUAAAUAUUAUAUAAUGGCUGAUGAGGAGCUACGUCGCAGGAGGAGCAGUAGCAGCACUUAGACGGCAUGAAAUAUUGGCUUGCCAAGAUUAUUCGGGCUGUGGCUAUGAUUUGCCGGAAGUGACUGCAAAACAUGUCAUACAUGACUGCCCCCCCCGAUCAUCAUCACCCACCCUACCCGACCACCAAAUAAGAUCCGACAGGAUGCUCACCAACCAACAAUAGCAACAACAGCAAUAGUUAACUGUUUCAGCUCAUAAUUAAAAACACGGUUGUUUAAGGCCACAACCACUAGGGGAGCUUCUUGGUAGAGUUAUACAUAAUGUACAGGUGUGUAUUUUGUUCAUAUUCUGGUGUCUUAUUUAUGUAUAAAUGUAUGUAGUUUUGAGAGUGUGUUGAGGGAAGAGAGAGUUUGGAAGUUAGUAUUUGAAAAACAUGUGCACUGCAUAUAAAUAUAUAAUUAUAUUGUAUUUAUUCCUUUUUAUGCUUAUACUGUAUAUACAUAUUCUAUUAUAUUUUGUACUUUUUGUGAUAAUUUAU
Molecule: messenger RNA, 1495 nt
Organism: Nerophis lumbriciformis (worm pipefish)
Lineage: Eukaryota; Metazoa; Chordata; Actinopteri; Syngnathiformes; Syngnathidae
Biological process (GO): canonical Wnt signaling pathway; regulation of transcription by RNA polymerase II
Cellular component (GO): beta-catenin-TCF complex; chromatin
Molecular function (GO): DNA-binding transcription factor activity, RNA polymerase II-specific; RNA polymerase II cis-regulatory region sequence-specific DNA binding
Source: RefSeq, a predicted model, not a curated record